Messenger RNA from Nipponia nippon (crested ibis), 2792 nucleotides. It is a transcript of the gene TTLL7, whose product is annotated as tubulin tyrosine ligase like 7. Gene Ontology annotation, cellular component: ciliary basal body. Gene Ontology annotation, biological process: protein polyglutamylation; microtubule cytoskeleton organization. The record is from RefSeq and is a predicted model, not a curated record. Lineage: Eukaryota; Metazoa; Chordata; Aves; Pelecaniformes; Threskiornithidae. Gene Ontology annotation, molecular function: tubulin binding; tubulin-glutamic acid ligase activity.
CAGAACUAAUAUUUGCUACAGCCAGAGACUGAAAUGGUGUGACUGGAGCUUUAAAUAAUUUGGCUUUGACAGCUCCAUCAUUUUCUGAGAACUUGGAACGGAAUUUGGGCUCUGCUUCUGCACUAUCCUAGGUUAUAAUGCCAUCCUUGCCUAAUGAGGGAGAUAACCAUGGAACUGCUCCUCUGACUUUGAGUUCGGAACUACCCUAUCAAAGCACAAUUAAAAGAAAAGUCAGAAAGAAGAAGAAUGGAGUCAUCACUGCAAAUGUUGCUGGCACAAAAUAUGAAAUUGUACGUGUAGUAAUACGAGAGAUGGGAUUUGUGAAAACACGUGACGAAGAUGAAACAGCUAAUCUUAUAUGGAGUGAUUCUGCUGUGCAACAAGAAAAGAUUGCUGAACUUCGGAACUAUCAGAGAAUCAACCAUUUUCCAGGAAUGGGAGAGAUCUGCAGAAAGGAUUUUCUGGCAAGAAACAUGACUAAAAUGAUCAAGAGUCAGCCUCAGGAGUAUAGUUUUAUUCCUCGAACAUGGAUCUUCCCUGCAGAAUACACACAGUUUCAGAACUAUGUAAAAGAACUGAAGAAGAAACGCAGACAGAAAACUUUCAUAGUCAAACCAGCUAACGGUGCAAUGGGACAUGGGAUCUCUUUAAUAAGAAAUGGAGAAAAGUUACAAGCUCAGGAUCACUUGAUUGUUCAGGAAUAUCUUGACAAACCAUUUCUUAUGGAAGGCUACAAGUUUGAUUUACGUGUGUAUAUACUUGUAACCUCUUGUGAUCCAUUAAAAGUAUUUUUAUAUCAUGACGGACUGGUGAGAAUGGGCACGGAAAAGUAUCAUCCCCCCAGUGACUCAAAUUUGAGUCAAUUGUAUAUGCAUCUGACUAACUACUCUGUCAAUAAACAUAAUGAACACUUUGAACGGGAUGAAACAGAAGACAAAGGAAGCAAACGCUCCAUAAAAUGGUUUACUGAGUUUCUAGAAACAAAUAAUCUUGAUGUCUCCAAAUUCUGGAGUGAUAUUUCAGAGUUAGUAGUGAAGACUCUCAUAGUUGCAGAGCCACAUGUUCUUCAUGCUUAUCGCAUGUGCAGGCCAGGCCAGGCACCAGGAAGUGACAGUGUCUGCUUUGAAGUCCUGGGAUUUGAUAUUCUGCUGGACAGAAAGCUAAAACCAUGGCUCCUAGAGAUUAAUCGUGCCCCAAGCUUUGGAACUGAUCAAAAAAUAGACUAUGAUGUAAAAAAAGGUGUUCUGCUAAAUGCAUUAAAGCUUCUCAACAUACGGACAAGUGAUAAAAGGAGAAAUUUAGCUCAACAGAAGGCUGAGGCUCAAAAAAGAUUGUAUGGUCAAGGUUCAAUGAAAAAACUGUUGCCAGGUUCCUCAGACUGGGAGAAGCAGCGCCACACACUGGAAAGGAGAAAAGAAGAACUGAAGGAAAGACUUGCACAAGUACGUAAACAGAUUUCCAAAGAGGAGCAUGAAAACAGACACAUGGGGAACUACAGGCGAAUUUACCCUCCUGAUGAUAAGACGUUACUUGAAAAGUAUGAGAGUUUGUUAGCCACUGCUUUCCAAACUUUUCUUGCUGGGAGAGCAGCUUCGCUACAGCGGGAAAUGAAUAACCCUUUAAAAAGAAUGAAGGAGGAGGACAUUUUGGAUCUUCUGGAGCAGUGUGAAAUAGAUGAUGAAAAACUAAUGGGAAAAUGCACCAGGCAGCGAGGACCUAAGCCCUUGUGUUCAAUGCCAGAAAGUGCACAGCCCUUAAGAAAACUUAAGAACUACAACAGUGAUAGUAGCUGUGAUAGCGGUAGCAGUAUGUCAGAAUCGGGAGAAGAAACUGAAAAGGAAGAUCAUAAUGAAAAAAAAGAGAAAAAAGUUUCAUAUGAUCUUGAAGAAAAUAAAUACAAAUCUUUGGAACGAUCAGGUCCAAUAAGGCGUUCUGUAAGCUGCCCUCGUUCAAUAUCGACUAUGCAGUCACAAGCAGCUGAGCAACGUCCCUUUUCAGCCAAAGCAUCUCUGCAAAUACAGCGUGCAUCCUCAGUGAAUAGGUCUCAUUCUUUAAAUCGCAGCCCAUCUUCAGCCAGAGUCUCUCAGACAGCCAGCUUGGGACCUAUGAACUCUUCGGGGAGUGAAUCUUUGCUGCAACAGAAAACAAAAGAGCAAGAAGUUGCUUUGACAAAAGAGACUCUUCUCAUUAUUAAUGACAUGAGAAUGAAGUUCCCAGGUAAAACAGAUGAAGAAUCAGAACUAAUUAUAGAAGAUAUUAUGGAUAAUUGGAAGUACCAUAAAACAAAAGUGGCAUCCUAUUGGUUGGUAAAACUGGAUUCUGUAAAGCAACGAAAAGUUUUGGACAUAGUCAAGACAAGUGUUCGUGCAGUUCUACAGCGUGUCUGGAAGGCUCCAGACAUUGAAAAUUUACAUCUGUACCGCCUCUUUAACCGUGUAUUUAAUCGCUUGCUUUGGAGCCAUGGUCAAGGUCUAUGGAACUGUUUCUGUAAUUCAGGGAGCUCUUGGGAAACCAUAUUCAGUAAAGGCACAGAGGUGGUGACUCCUGAGCAACUCCAGUGUUGCCAACGAAUAGUACAGCUUUGUAAACACUGCCUGCUGGUGGUUUACAAAUAUUCAUCAGAUUCAAGAGGAUCCCCAACCGGAAUUAGCCCCCACUGGGAUGAUACAAGGUAUUUAUUGCCAGGACCUUCACUGUUCAUCAUGAAAUCAUCCUCGUCUAACCUUAGCUGCAGUUCGUCUGGAAUGCCUCGCCCUAACAUUUUGUUCACACACAGAUACAGUCACUUGUGA